AUCGUUGCAACUUGCAAUUAAAUGAUUAAUAGGCCCAAUGACAAAAUAUAAGGCUAUGGAAGAUGAAGUCAUGAACAGUUGAACACCAUCACAAAGAUUUUCCGAGGAUUGCAUAAAAAUCAAAUCCAACCUCUGAUAUAAAAUCACCCGCUUUGAGAGGAAUAUCUUCUUCCGAUAUCUGGGGUUGUAAUCUUUCUGUUUCUUUUAGUCGACCCUUUUGAACAGUUUGUUCUGACUUCACUACGUGACCACGCUACCAUCUUCACUCUUCUUCAUACUAUCAGUAAACAAUUAAACACCCAAUUGUACAAAACCUCAAUCCAAUUCAUCUCUGCUUACUUCAUAAUCGUAAUCGAUCUGUUUUUCGUUUAAUUUAUCCGCCAAAUGAGGAAAAGGGCUCGUAUCGCACAAAACACGGGGGAUCAUCAUCAUCAUCAUCAUCAUCAUGAUUUAAAUUCGAAUGAUUUCAUCAGCCGAAUGCCGGAUGAUAUCCUUAUAUCUAUUCUAUCUAGUCUGCCUCUUAAAGAAGCAACAAUCACUAGCAAUCUGUCAACAAGAUGGAGAUACUUAUGGUGUCAAACAGAUGGUUUGGACUUUGAUGCCAAUGAGAAGUUAGAUAAAAUAGCAACGGAUCCAAAAUCACUCAUUACAGAAAGACCCAAAUACAUCAAUUUGGUAAACCGUGUAACCCGACAACACAAGGCCCCCACCAUUAAUCUCUUCAGAAUUUCUUUCGAUUUAGAUAAAAGAUCCAAAGGUGCCAUUGAUAAAUGGGUUGAUUUUGCAAUAUCCAAAAGAGUUCAAAAGCUAGAACUGGAUUUAUUAGAGAAUGGUGAAACCCUUCGGCAACCUCCAAAAAACUAUGUUUUUCCCAUCAAAUGUUUGAAUGUUCCGAAAUUGGUUUAUGGUAAAGAAACAGAGUUAAAGUUUCUUAAAUCCCUUUUCUUGAAAUGUGUUAAUGUGAGCGAAGAAGUAUUUGGAAAAAUUUUAACCAAUUGUUGGGGUCUUCAACAACUAUCGAUUCAUGGGUCGGGCGAUUUGGUAAAUGUGAAAAUUAGUGGACCAUCUCUUGUAUUGAAGCACUUUGAAAUAGUCUUUUGUUUUGGAGUUAAAUCUAUUGAGAUUAAAGAUGUAAAGCUCGAGUCUUUUAGCUAUUUAGGUCCCGGGAUUACUAUGAAACUUAGUAAUCUUCCAUUGCUUCAAGAGAUUUCAAUUGGCGAAGGGUAUUCAGGAUUUGAAAAUAAUGUGUUUGGGCAGAUAUCAUGUUGCAUUUCUCACCUUCAGAUUCUUACAUUGGACAUUUACAGUCCAGAGGAAAAUAUAAAGUCUCUUUCUUUCCCUGAGCUACCAAAACUCAAGCAAUUGAUUUUGAAAGUUGGAGCAUGGGAUGAUGAUAGUCUUCUUCAGUUUACUUCUUUGGUUAAGGCAUGUCCGAAUUUGAGGAGAUUUGUGAUGCAGUUAAUAUGGAUGUCACCAGCGAGAAGAAGAAGAAAAAUAAGGCAUGCAGAUAAGCAUCCACAUCGACAGCUUGAGAUUUUGGAAAGAAACCCAGUAGGAAAUCAGCAGUUUAAGAAGGAGAAAUCUGCUAGAUCUUGUGCUAAGAAGCAGCUUCAACCAAUAACACCUCAUGCUGUUGAAUUGGUAAUACUCUAA
Molecule: messenger RNA, 1653 nt
Organism: Lactuca virosa
Lineage: Eukaryota; Viridiplantae; Streptophyta; Magnoliopsida; Asterales; Asteraceae
Source: the annotation of a GenBank genome assembly